Marasmius oreades (fairy-ring Marasmius) is the source of this 777-nucleotide messenger RNA. RefSeq lists its product as uncharacterized. The record is from RefSeq and is a predicted model, not a curated record. The transcript has a single exon. The coding region runs from base 1 to 777 and encodes 258 amino acids. Lineage: Eukaryota; Fungi; Basidiomycota; Agaricomycetes; Agaricales; Marasmiaceae.
AUGGCUGGCUAUGGCGCCGAAUUGGAGGCUCAGCACGGUAAUGACUCGGAUGAAAGUGCCGAAUCACUCGAUUCGCCUACCAUUUAUAACCGAAAACGUGAAUUGGAGGAAAGACGAAAGCAAAUAAAGGAGAAAGAACUCGAAACGAGGAGAGGCGGGGAAGUUGGGAACAGGGCUGGGUCGAACCUUGAAGAAUGGAGCAUGCGGGACAUGAAAAUUCUCCGACGCCCUUCGUCGUCCUCUCGUAGUCUCCGUGUUCAGACUGAUGGAUCUGAAGUAGACCAUCGGAUCGAAGAUGACGGCCCGUCAACACCACGCUCGGUCUUUGAGGAUGACGAGGAUGACGAUUAUAUCGUAAACGAAGACGAUUCAGUAUUCGAAGAGGAAGAUAGUAUUGAGCAGGAAGAGGAAGCAGCCUCCUCAGGUCACACUUCUCUCUGGGAUGAUUCGCAGCGCAAUCACGAUACGAUUGUCUUUUUGGGCCAGCGCACGAAAAUUGAAUCUACCAAGUCGAACCUGGAGUUUGUUGAGGAAGAUAUGCAAGGUUGUUCUUUCUUCGCUGAUGAUCAAGAUGAUAUCGAUGAAGACUAUGAAGAGACGGCUCGCCUUGCGUAUGUUGUCGAUCGAGAAGAUGACACCCUUCAUUCUCUCUACGACGUGUACUCUGAUAUUGGGUCUGAGGCGGAGAUGAUCCUAUGGACGACAUUGAACCGGUUCUUGAUGAUCCCGAUAGACCCUACACUCCAGCUGGAAUCUCCCCUCGCCGACACACUCUGA